Messenger RNA from Porites evermanni, 3673 nucleotides. Lineage: Eukaryota; Metazoa; Cnidaria; Anthozoa; Scleractinia; Poritidae. The record is from the annotation of a GenBank genome assembly.
AUGUUAUUGUUUUGUAGGACCCAGUGCCCUGUUGGACAUGAACCUGUGGAUUUAAGUGAUUCAAUAGAUUGUCCGGCUGUUGAAGAUGUUUUAUCAGAAAAUGACAGCUCAUCACUUUGGCUGAUCAAAUUACCACAUGAUGUAAGUUAUGCGUAGCAUAGCAUAUUUUUAAGUGUGUUACACUUUUUUUGAUUGUAAAUAACAAAAGAGACAUCAAGCAGAUGAGGGAAAAUUAGAUGCUAGCUAGUCACUGCAGUCUAAGGGCAUCAAGGGUACCUAUGUGACCUUUGAAAUGAAAACCACUUGAAAAUAUAUUUUUGUCAAAUUAUCAACAAUACUGAUCUUGCUUGUUUAGGGGUAUAGAAUGGUAAAUUUGAGACUUUGCGAGACUGUGAGACCCUGGUUUCAAAAUUGGAGAUCAAGGCUUAAGCGUUUUUAUCAAUUCCAAGCCCAAGACUUUACUUCUAAGAAAUCUGAGCGCAAGACUCUAAUUUUGAGAUAAUGAAAUGAAAUGACCAAAAACUAGCAGAAGCCCACCAAUAUUCUGCCUUGUCUUGUUUUACUGUCUUAAUCUAUUAUUUCAGUUUGAUAAGCUGUGCCCAUGAACUCUGAAAAUUCGACUCCUGAAGGCCAAAUGGAAAGAAAAAAUGACAAAUCGAGGACUUCGAGACCCAUCAGCAAAAAAAUCAGAGACUUUGUGAAGAAAAAUCACCCAAAAAUGAGACUUCUAGACCCAUAAAAAAACGCCUGCAAGAUUUCGAGAUCGGGCCAAAAUUUUGCAAGACCCAUGCUUCUCAAGGUACCAUUCUAUACCCCUUUGUUUGAACUGUUUAAUUGAAGAGAGUCUCUUUCAAAGUGGGGUGGAUUUGAAAGAUUUUGUAGCGUUGAAAAUUAUAUUAAGAAAGCCAUCUUAUUCUACUUUAUUUAUUUAUAUUUACUGAUUUAUUUUAUUUGUUUAUUUGUUUGCUUUUAUUCAGUUUGAUGUCUCAAGUUUGUCUGGCCAGAAUGUUAUUUUAAAUGGCUCACAAGAUUUGCUCUAUGUUAGUGAAAAGGUAAAUAACAUUUUGCCUCCAAUAAACACCUUGGUUAAUGUCAGGUUAGAAAAUGUUUCUUUCCAAAAUAGUACUUCUCAUUCUUUGAACUCUUUGUGGGUUUGGUAUUAUGAAGUGAAAUUUGCUGAUGAUCACUGCUUUUAUAAGCCUUUAUGGAUAAAAAAUAAUGUUGUCCUUGUAUUUCUUUUUUUUUUUAAUUUAUAGAAUAAAGACAAGAGAUAUGAAAUCCAGUCAAAGGAAGAUUCUGGUGCUGAGGUAUGUACUAUGAUCCACUUUUCAUCAAUCCUUCCUGCAACUGCUAUAAAAUUACUUAUAUAUUCCAGCACUUUGCUAUGAGGUCAAUUUAUAGCUGUACUAUCCCUAAUUUAGAUGGAUACCAUGUUCCCCUUUCUUCUGAAAUUUUGAAAUAUACCAGUCAAUUAUAAGCCCUCUGGUGAUUAUUAGCAGUGGAAACAGGCCAGAAGGGCUACCCUUAAGCUUUGGACUGGAUGAGUGACCCUCCUCCCCCCUCCCCCACCCAAAUGUCUUGAGAUCCAUUUUGGCCACCGGUCAUUAGCAAGGGUGGCACAGUGGUGAGAGCACUCGCCUCCCACCAAUGUGGCCUGGGUUUCGAUUCCUGGCGUCAACGCCAUGUGUGGGUUUAGUUUGUUGUUGGUUCCCUGCCUUGCUCUGAGAGGUUUUUCUCCGGGUACUCCAGUUUUCCCCUCUCCUUAAAAGCCAACACUUCCAAAUUCCAAUUCGAUCUGGAAAUAUGCACAGACACGUUUCAGUGAGUUCUUAUAAACUCCAUAGUGCUCCAUGAGUAAACAAAUUACAAUGUGCAAUUUAUUAUUAUUAUUAUUAUUAAUUUCAUUUACUUACAGUAUAUACUGGGUUUUUUAAAAAUUCUUUUUAGUUAUCUUCUUUCUCUGUUGUUCUUCCAUCAUCACGGAAAAAGUCACUGCGUGCUGGUAAGAAUAUAAAUGACUGACACUUAACAGACAUUACAAUAAUACAAUAACAAAAUCAAUAAUGCUGUUACUACAAAAAUUCUGCUGAACAGGUUUCAUUUGAAUGGUUAUCCUAUAAAUCCUUUUUUGAGCAUUGACAGUAAAAUUUUAGGCCGUUUGAGGGGACCUUCUAAUAGGUAAGUACCACACGGAGGUAUAGCUGAAGAGGUUUCAUUUAAGUGGUAUUAAUAACCUCAUAUGAUUUCAUCCACAGACUCAAAAGUUAGAAAUACAGACUAAAUUAAUGGUACCACUAGAAAGUAAUGCCAUUGUCCACAGUCUCAAAAGUUAGUUCAUAUUUGAUUUGGAAACUCUGAGGGGAAGGUUGCACUCCUAGGCAUUCCAUCUUUGUGAGCCAUUUGUUGCAAAUUUACGAGUUCAUGUCACCUCUCCUUUCUGUUUUCAGUCAGCACACUGCAUGGCCAGAUGAGUGUUAUUCAGUCAGUGUGUGUGCCACCAUCCACCCUGCCUGAUGACUCACUGACUGUCCAAAGACAGACACACAAUGAAUAUAUCAAGAAGUGGAAACCAUUUGGAUAUAGUAUGUGUUUAGAAUUUGUAUAUGUUCGUAGAUAAAUUUUGUACCAAAUGAACUGCAUGUAACUCGCAUGUGCCAUAUGAUUAGAAAAUGGUGUAAAUAGAAAAUCGAUGAAUGAAGGGGUUACUAGUUUCUAUAGAAACUGUGGUUUGUGUUGGUGGUUUAGUCAAAUGAAAAGAUCUGGUGUUGUCAACAUAGUUGAUUGGCCACUGUAGCCUGUGAACAGGCUCUCUGUUUGGGGGAAAAAGUAGCAAGGAAAGGGAAGUUCCCCGCUCGACCAAACGCCUGUUCACAGGCUAGGCCACUGAAGCUGUCAUCUCAAGCGCUGGCCCUUCGUUAGAGCAAAAAUCUUAACUAAAGGUGAGAAGGUUCUUAUUUAAUGGGUCCAUGAUAUACGUUGUGUAUGCUCCACUGUAGAAAAGAGAGGGAGACUGAGUCGAGUUAACUUUCGCAAAGACUUCUGGGAUUGUUACUAGGGACAAGAAAAAAAUUGGCCAAUAGCUGACAGGCAUGCCCCCUGUAACUAUCCCAGAAACAAUUGCGAGACGCAUUUCGGCUUCAGUUCUCUUCUCGUUUCUAAAGUGGGAAAUUGCUUGUUACUAGGGAAACCCCCGCAAAAGCUGGAAGGAAAGAUAGUUAAAAAAUCAUCAGAGCAUCUUGAAGGUGGUACUCCGGGAGUGCGAAAAAAGCACAAAGACAAAAGAUCGUCAAAUUUGGAAAGAACUGCAGUGGUGGAAAAUGAAUUGGAGGAAAAAAGGAAACGUGAUUCUCCAAAAACGAAGAAAAAAGACAAGGAGAGACAAGAGAUUGAUUUGUCGCGAGUGAAAACUGAACCAGGUCUGGACAAAACGAGAAAACGCAAAGGGGAUGAAAAAGGUGAAAGCGACGACGAUGGAUGUGGACUUGUACCGGCAAAACAAAAGAGAGAGAAAAAUAGGGAAAGCUUUGUGGGUGAUGUAAUGGUGAAACGAGAAAGGGACCAGAGCGAUGAUGUGUUUGAAGGUGAUAAUGACUUUGAUUUAGCACGUGUGAAACGUGAACCCGGAGAAACACCCAAAAAAGCGAAAAAGCGAAAGAAACACAAAGCGGACUAG